AUGCAGCUGAAUAACUCUUCCCAGACGUCGCUUUCGUCAAAUAGGGAUAAGGAUCUCCCGCCGGUGCCGCCGCCUUUGAACGCUGCUGAAGCUGGCAACAGACCUACGGCGUUUGCUCUAGCUUCGCCUACAAGCCCGCAUAGUGAUGUAUCUGCUGCUGAAAUGUCACGGUUUCAGAACUUGAAGCUUCAGCUGAAGAAGAAGAAGGUCAGGCCAGCGCCGUUGUUGAAUCUUGAUAAGGCAAACAAGCCUGCUCAGCUGAACCUCAUGAACUCGCUAAAAACGCUAGAUAUCCUGGACCAGCAGCCAGCAGACCCUGCAGCGAUGAAUAGAAAACGCCAGACCGUGAUCAGCUCCAUUCUGCCUACGAAAUCCGUGUAUACGCCUUCGCCUCGGGACCAGAAGUUGCCCAUCUUGGGCUCGGCCUCGCCCGUGGCUACAACCUACGGCUCGUCUGGGUAUAACCUUAAGGACGAGAACUUUGUGCAUUUGAAAGACUUGGGGCUGGGUAACUCGGGCGUGGUGCUGAAAGUGCUACAUGUCCCGCUGCAGAAGACCAUGGCCCGUAAGAUCAUUCAUAUCGAGAGCAAACAGGAUGUCCAAACGCAAAUCAUUCGUGAAUUACGAAUCAUGCACGAGGUCAGGUCUCCAUACAUCAUUGAGUUCUAUGGGGCUUUUCUUCGGCCCAAUAACUCUAUCGUUCUUUGCAUGGAAUACUGUAACUGUGGAGCGCUAGAUCGUAUCCUUUCGUUAUGUGACAAUCGCCAAUUCCCAUUGCCUGUCCUUAAAAAAGCCCUGUUCCUGAUCCUUUCGGGUCUCACAUAUUUAUACAACACCCAUAAGAUCAUUCAUCGUGAUAUCAAGCCAUCGAACGUAUUGAUGACGCAUAAAGGCGAGUUCAAGCUUUGUGACUUUGGCGUCUCGCGUGAACUUACCAAUUCUAUUCUCAUGGCCGACACUUUUGUGGGCACUUCCACUUACAUGUCUCCAGAACGUAUUCAGGGUCUCACAUACGGCGUCAAGUCUGAUAUCUGGUCUAUGGGCCUCAUGCUCUAUGAGCUUGCAACAGGAAAAAGCAUAUGGGUCGAUGACGACGAGCUGGGCGACAAAUCCAAGACGGCAGGUCCCGAAGGUAUUUUGGAUUUGCUCCAGCGCAUUGUCAAUGAAGACCCUCCAUGUCUAUCGAACAAAACCAACAGAGUCACUGGUGCACCAUACGAAAAGGAAUUGUGUACUUUCAUCGAAUCGUGUUUGGUGAAAGACGAUUCCAAGAGAAAAUCGCCUCAGGAACUUCUCGACGACGAACUGGGUUUCUUGAAAGGUGUUCCUGAAGGUCUCUACGACAAAGACGUCAAGGCAUGGGCCAAGAUUAUCCGGAAACGGAACAAAGAGAAAAACGAGCAAGACGCAAACUAG
Molecule: messenger RNA, 1416 nt
Organism: Candidozyma haemuli
Lineage: Eukaryota; Fungi; Ascomycota; Pichiomycetes; Serinales; Metschnikowiaceae
Gene: HST7
Product: mitogen-activated protein kinase kinase
Exons: 1
Coding region: 1-1416 (471 amino acids)
Biological process (GO): protein phosphorylation
Molecular function (GO): ATP binding; protein kinase activity
Source: RefSeq, a predicted model, not a curated record